Molecule: messenger RNA, 2431 nt
Organism: Ziziphus jujuba (common jujube)
Lineage: Eukaryota; Viridiplantae; Streptophyta; Magnoliopsida; Rosales; Rhamnaceae
Exons: 3
Coding region: 754-1887 (377 amino acids)
Source: RefSeq, a predicted model, not a curated record
AAGAAUUCAAUAAAAUUUAUAAAAAAAAAAAAAAAAAGGAUAACAGACAAAAAGUUGUUCUUCCGGAUGGUCAACAACGUGGAUUUGGACUAUGACCGCUAGUAUUCAAAGAUUGUGGCAGUGGCAGAGCAUGACCUUUCUGCAUCCAGCAAAAUCUCAUACUGGAUUACUAAAUACGUCGUAGUUUCGAAAGAAUUUUGUCCAGCUUAUCUACACGCCCGAAAAAUGUUCUCCCUUGUAUGCUUGGUAGACAAUGUGGUUUUGGUGAACAUGUAGGGUUAAAAAAACUCAACGUAUGUUAUGCAUGUCGUAAUUUGGAGAUUCCAAAAUACUUCUUUAUUUAUUUUUGAUUGUCUGGUCGGAUUUUCUUCAAUAAAAUUAUGGGGUGAAACAUGAUAUAUAAUCAUAUAAGCUCGUAAAAUUAUGAAAGAAAAAAUGGUUUUGGGUUCCCAAUUAAUUAAAAUAGAAAAGUAAAAACCAAUCAAAAUCCAUGUUUGAAUCUUACCCACAAGACACCUACAAGCAAGGAGAGCCUUUAGCAAAUUCCACACAAAAACCCCUCACCCUCUGAUUCCAAUUUUCCCCACAUAGCACCACUCUCUUUGCCCUCAUCAUCAGGUAAAAUUUGCUCUCAGAAAAUAGAAGUGCCUUUAAGCCUAAAUCUUAAUCCUCUUUUCUCUCUUUUCCUUUCUCUCUCUUUACCAUCUCUAUACCAAUUUCCUUCAACAUUUCUUAUCUCCUCUGACACAUUACAUGAGGAAGCUUUGUCCCAACAUUGAUAAAGAAGAUGGCCUCGAGACUGUUCUUGAGGUCCCCAUACCAGAAGACAUGUUCAAUAGCAUGGGAAGCAAUGUCACAUUGCGGUGGCAAAACAUGUUAACAUGGAUGAAGGCUCAGACUUCCGACAAAUGGUCGGCACCAAUCAUCGCCGGCCGUCUCAACGAGCUCCGGUUCCUUCUUUACCUUGUAGGAUCACCCCUUAUACCUCUUCAGGUUCAAUUAGGCAAUUCCAUACACCGUCCUGUCAAAGAUAGUUCCAUUCAAGCUUCAACAGCCAAAUACAUUAUCCAACAAUACGUUGCGGCAACCGGAGGCCAACCGGCAUUGAGCUCGGUGCACAGCAUGUGUAUAACCGGAGGUGUUAAGAUCAGUGCUUCGGAGUUUCACCAAGGAGACGAAAGCAUGGAGGUGAAGAAAAGCACAGAGGAGCUCGGCGGUUUCGUGCUAUGGCAGAAAAACCCAGAUUUAUGGUGCUUGGAACUUGUUGUUUCAGGUUGCAAAGUCAUCUGCGGAAGCAAUGGCAAGCUUUCAUGGCGGAAUUCUUCCAACCAACAAGCCCCAGUCUCCAAAGGUCCCCCUAGACCCUUACGCCGUUUUCUACAGGGUUUGGAUCCAAGAGCCACAGCUAUCUUAUUCGCGGAUGCAACUUGCAUCGGAGAAAAGAUCAUCAGCGACGAAGACUGUUUCAUAUUGAAGCUGGAAACGAGCCCAGCGAUUCGUGAGCAACAGAGUGGACCAAACUUCGAAAUCAUCCACCACACAAUCUGGGGAUAUUUCAGCCAGAGAUCUGGGUUGUUGAUACAGUUUGAGGAUUCGAGGCUUUUAAGGAUGAGAACCAAAAACGACGAGGACGUGUUCUGGGAAACGAGCACAGAGUCGGUCAUGGAAGAUUACAAGUACGUGGACAAUGUGAACGUCGCUCACAGCGGCAAAACCAGAGUCACAGUUAUCAGGUACGGCGAGCAGUCGUCGAACCACAAGAGGGAAUUGGAAGAGACUUGGAAAAUUGAUGAAGUGGAUUUCAAUGUUUGGGGCUUGACCAUGGAGAGCUUUCUUCCUCCUGCUGAUCCGGUAGAUUGUAAGAAAGAUAAAAAUAAUAAUAUGUAGUUUCAAAUUUUAAAAAAAUUACUAUUCAUUUUUUUAUGAUUUUUAACUUCGGGAAAUUCCCAUUUUUCAUGCUGUUUGUAAGAGGAGAAAGUUGAAAAGGUUAAAAAAAAAGUGUAAAUACUAAGAAAGGUUGUUCAAAAUAUAUAUAUACAAUUUUGAGAAAGAAGGAUUGGUUUAUAUAUAUACAUACAUACAUAUAUAUAUAUAUAUAUAGUUCAGCUCCUUUAAAUAAUGAACAACUUCUUUUAAAUCAUAUAUUAAUGUAUUAUACAAAUAGAAGUGAACAAAAGCACAAAGUCAAAACUGAAUGGCUAAUAAUAUUACAGGGAAAAAAUUGGAAAGUGAAAAGUGAGAUAUAUCUGAAAAUUAAGUUUAAUUAUAGCCUUUUUCCAAGCUCAUUCUACAAAAGGCCUAGAGAGUACAUAAUAUACAUAUCGAUAUAUUCACUCAUAUGAAGGAGCUAAACAUUCAUCAACCAUAUCCAAAAGGUUUGGAUUCUCCAGUGCAGCUGCCACCCGUUCCUUGUCAUUCAGUUGUUUAUUAA